Molecule: messenger RNA, 1224 nt
Organism: Aspergillus viridinutans
Lineage: Eukaryota; Fungi; Ascomycota; Eurotiomycetes; Eurotiales; Aspergillaceae
Gene: gliZ
Product: Zn(II)2Cys6 domain-containing transcription factor gliZ
Exons: 3
Coding region: 1-1224 (407 amino acids)
Biological process (GO): positive regulation of transcription by RNA polymerase II
Cellular component (GO): nucleus
Molecular function (GO): sequence-specific DNA binding; zinc ion binding; DNA-binding transcription factor activity, RNA polymerase II-specific
Source: RefSeq, a predicted model, not a curated record
AUGACUACUUCUCCCACCCCCAAGCCAGACAAGCCUCGCAAGCUACGGUCGGCCUGCGAUGCCUGUCACCGAUCCAAGACUCGAUGCUCGGGCGGCAACCCUUGUACCCGAUGCCACGAGUAUAUGAGCCCAUGUACCUACAGCUAUUCCUCCCGCUGCGGUAAACCCAAGGGGGCCCGUAGCCGCAAAACUCUGGAGCGGGAGCAGCGGGUGGCGGCGGCAGCGGCAGAGUCCGCUCGGAUGGCGGGGAAUCCGCUUCCGUCCCGUCCAGCCGCCGCCUCAGCCACCGCGACAGCCACUCCCGCCCCGUGUCCAGCCACCGACUCCGCGGCUGCCGCAACUGGCGCAACUGGCGCCACCACGUCCGCGGUCGCGUCUCCUCGCAUGGACGACUGCGGUGAGAAUACCGGGGUUACAGCGUUUUCGACGGACUGGAUCCCUCCUCUGCCGUCCAUAUCCGAUUCCGACCUUUCAUUUCCGUUAUUAGAGUCAAGUUUAGGCCCCGACCCUGACCCCAAUGACUCCCUUUUCUGGAGCACGAUCGCCGAGCCUGAGUGCCAGCCGGCGAGCAAGGAGCUGCUGGAUCCUCGAGCCAACCUGCUGCGCUCCUGCAAAUGCCUCCAGACCCUCAGAAACCUAACCUCUCGAGAUAUCCGUCGAUUCGAUGCCACGUUUGUCUUUGUCCGGAACUUUGCUCGCGCAUUUUCCGCCUUCUAUCGUUGUUCACACUGCCCGAAAGAUGCCGGCAGUAUCAGCAUGGCAGUGACCGCGCUGCUGCUGGCAACGACGGCCCUUGAAAAGACCACCAACACAGGGACCGAAGCUGCUGUCUUCAACUCCGAUCUCUUCCCGCCGUCGAGCAACAGCAGUGCCACCAAUUCCUUGACCCAGCUGGGAAGCUACCAAAUCGCCCCUCUUCCGGGAGAACCCGACGCGGAGGAGCAUAGUGAGAUUCUGAACAUCUUGAUUCGGUCCGCGGUGCGCCGCUUAUUGGCCGUCUGCUGGCAGAUCUGGGAUCUGCUCCGUGGUCCCGCUUCCCGCGACGGCCGCGGGCAUGUCUUUGAUCCCCUUGACUCGUCUUCCUCUUCUUCGUCCUCCUCUUCCUCCUUCUCAUUCGCCCCCGACAAUAACCAACUCUUUGAUCUUUCAUGCUCGGCCGAAACUGCCCAGUUUCGGAGCACGCUGGUCCAGAUACCGGCUCGACUGUGCAAUUUGCUGGCGUGA